This is a messenger RNA of Penicillium canescens, 681 nucleotides long. RefSeq lists its product as uncharacterized. Bases 1 to 681 code for a protein of 226 amino acids. The record is from RefSeq and is a predicted model, not a curated record. NCBI's taxonomy places the organism in Eukaryota, Fungi, Ascomycota, Eurotiomycetes, Eurotiales, Aspergillaceae. The transcript has a single exon.
AUGACUGAUAGCAGGGCGCGACUUCUAGAAUCAUCCGUUCAUGCUGCCUUUGCUCGAGACCUCUCAGUUGAAGACGAACCAAAACACACUACAGAAAUGGAAAACUCUCGAGGGUUUAUGGUCAUACCUCAAUGUGUAUCUGUGGCUCUCGUGAAACAGUUGGCGACCGAAUUCGAUGUAGACAUCGCGAAAAGAAAACCUACGGUGUGUCGAGAAAAGUACAAUGAAUACGAGGUCUCGUCAUUAGGUAUCGCAGUGAGGGACGAUUUUGUGAAGGUAUGGAUUAUCCCUGGACUUAUCAGUGAACACAGGCUAAGGAAAAAGCAGAAUGUAGAAAAGGGAAUGCUUGAACCUUUGUUCUCCACGACUGCCGUGCCCCACCAACCAACAUCGAUUAAUAUGGGCAUAUUUCAUCAGACACAUGCGGACCCAUCAAAGCUGAAGACCGCAAAUGAAGAGGAGGUUUACAUUACCAUUGCAGUUACGGAUUUGGGACAAGAAAAUGGAUGGUUUACGCUCUACGAAGGAUCCCAUCAACGGAAACCACCCAUUGGAAAUCCUGUGGACCUAAAUCUGAAAGCUGGUGACGCAGUCGCUUGGAGUGGCCGGAUUGUGUACUCUCAUACCAGUGGUGGAGGUGGGAAGUUUAUUACUCUUGUUUAUCGACUACGCACUGCCUGA